AUGACCUGGAAAUCAAGUAAUGAAGUAUGGUGGUGCUUCAAAAACUUGGAUGCUAUAAUGGAAGAAGAAAAAAGAACCUACCUUCAAAUGGUCACUAAAAAAGUAUUCGGUAGACAACCUACUAAUAAUCAAUAUGCUAUUAUACAAGCUGUCUUGUAUAACUUGUUUAAUUCUGAAAUCAUUAAACUUAA
Messenger RNA from Dentiscutata heterogama, 191 nucleotides. The record is from the annotation of a GenBank genome assembly. NCBI's taxonomy places the organism in Eukaryota, Fungi, Glomeromycota, Glomeromycetes, Diversisporales, Gigasporaceae.